AUUUAUGCCCAGAGUGGAGAUAGUUCAGAAACACAACACCGCAGCUCGAAGACUGUAUAUCCGAGGCCAUAAUGGGAAGAUUUAUCCCUACCUUGUCAUGAACGAUGCGUGUUUGACCGAGUCCCGUAGAGAGGAACGAGUCCUGCAACUCCUUCGCCUCCUGAACCCUUGUUUGGAAAAGAGGAAAGAAACCACGAAGAGACACCUGUUCUUCACCGUUCCCCGCGUCGUGGCUGUCUCCCCCCAGAUGCGCCUUGUGGAGGACAACCCUUCUUCUCUCUCCCUGGUGGAGAUCUACAAGCAACGCUGUGCCAAGAAAGGGAUUGAGCACGACAGCCCCAUUUCUCGCUACUACGACCGGCUGGCCACCGUCCAGGCACGAGGGACCCAAGCCAGUCAUCAGGUCCUCCGGGAUAUUCUGAAAGAGGUUCAGGGUAACAUGGUUCCACGCAGCAUGCUGAAGGAGUGGGCCCUUCACACGUUCCCCAACGCCACCGACUACUGGACCUUCCGGAAGAUGUUCAUCAUCCAGUUGGCGCUGAUUGGUUUCGCGGAAUUCGUCUUCCACCUCAACCGACUCAACCCUGAGAUGUUGCAGAUUGCUCAGGAUACGGGCAAAUUAAACGUGGCCUAUUUCCGGUUUGACAUCAACGAUGCUACCGGGGAUCUGGACGCCAACCGUCCCGUCCCAUUCCGGCUCACCCCAAACAUUUCGGAGUUCCUCACCACCAUCGGGGUCUCCGGGCCCCUCACAGCAUCCAUGAUUGCUGUGGCUCGUUGUUUUGCUCAGCCAAACUUCAAAGUCGACGGCAUCCUGAAAACAGUGCUGCGGGAUGAAACCAUCGCUUGGCACAAGAAGACCCAAGAGGACACAUCGUCUCCGCUCUCAGCAGCCGGGCAGCCAGAGAACAUGGACAGCCAACAGCUGGUGUCGCUGGUUCAGAAAGCUGUGACGGCCAUCAUGACCAGGCUCCAUAACUUGGCCCAGUUCGAAGGCGGAGAGAGCAAAGUCAACACCUUAGUUGCAGCCGCGAACAGCUUGGACAACCUGUGCCGCAUGGACCCAGCCUGGCAUCCGUGGCUGUAGACAUCUCCUGAAGACUUGGAUGAUCGCAAAACCCGCUGAGAUACAACAAGGACUUUGAGAUCCAUCAUGGAUGGUUCUUCACCCAUCGCGGCACUUGAUGUGUUUCCGGCAGGAUCGUGUUUCCAGGAGCUGUUGUGUUUUUAGAGUUUCAUCUCAAAGUUAAGAUCCCAUCCUCAUCAUGCUGGCAUCUCUCCACUCCGAGGAAAUCUUCAAAAGGACGAGAUUUGAACUUUUGCACACCAGGCCAUCCUGUUUUAUGCAGCGAGCAAGAAGAGCGAAGACACCGGCGAGAGUUGAGACUUGCCUUAGGAGUCCUCGCCAAUUUGGUUUUUU
Molecule: messenger RNA, 1420 nt
Organism: Notechis scutatus (mainland tiger snake)
Lineage: Eukaryota; Metazoa; Chordata; Lepidosauria; Squamata; Elapidae
Source: RefSeq, a predicted model, not a curated record